UAUUAAUCCUUUCUGGUUAAAGUCUGAUUUUACCUUUAAACUACAUUAAACUGUUAAAAUAAGCCCUGAUAAGUAUCUCUACGGUGAAAUUCAGUAAAAUGAUGAUGCUUUAGAAUGAAGAGCUGAUUUAUUCAAAUUAAGAUAAGCACUUAUCUUACUUGACUUAUCCAGGAAGUCAGUUCAUGGCUAUAUUUUAUUGUGUUCCAGAAAUGGCGUCCCCCAGUAGUCUGCUGUCUGAAGAGCAGUUCCUGUGUUCCAUAUGUCUGGAUGUGUUCACUGACCCUGUCACCAUUUCAUGUGGACACAACUUCUGCAUGGCCUGUAUCAGCGGAUACUGGAAUACCACUGACCAGUGUCCAAUGUGUAAGCAGAGGUUCUACACCAGAACAGAGCUUCGCGUCAAUACUUUCAUCGCUGAGAUGGCUGCUCAGUUUAGAAAGUUGGUUCAAGUGAAAGCUCCCAGCAGCCCGGGUGAGCAGCCUGCUGAGCCUGAAAAACUGUCCUGUGACGUCUGCACUGGGAAGAAGCUCAAGGCACUGAAGUCCUGCCUGCAGUGUCUGACCUCCUACUGUGAAACUCACCUGCAGCCUCAUGUGAUAGCCCCAGCACUGAAGAGACACAAACUGAUCGACCCUGUGGAUAACCUGGAAGACAGGAUGUGUAAGAAGCACGACAGACUCCUGGAGCUGUUCUGUAAGACUGACCAGACGUGUGUGUGUCAGUUCUGCACAGAGACUGACCACAAGACUCACCACACCACCCCUCUAGAGGAAGAGUUUGGGGAGAGGAAGGCUCAGCUGGGGAAAACGGAGUCACAAGUGCAGCAAAUGAUCCGGGAACGACUGCAGAAGGUCAAGGAUAUCAAACGCUCAGUGGAGGUCAGCAAGAAAGACGCAAAGCGAGAAAUAACAGAUGGUGUGCAGUUCUUCACUGCUCUGGUGCAGUCCAUUGAAAGAAGCCAGGCUGAUCUCAUUGCGGUUAUUGAGAAGAAGCAGAAAGCAGCAGAGAUGCAGGCUGAAGGGCUCAUUAAUGAGUUGGAACAGGAAAUCACUGAGCUAAAGAGGAGAUGCACUGAACUGGAGCAGCUCUCACACACCGAGGACCACCUCCACCUUCUCCAGAGAUUUCCAUCCCUGUGCUCCCCCAUGAACACCAGGAACUGGUCUAAGAUCAGUGUUUACAGUGAUCUGUGUGUGGGAAACUUAAGGAGAGCUGUGUCUCAGCUGGAGGAGACAGUUACAAAAGAGAUGUUGAAGUUGUGUGAUGCUGAGCUGAAGAGGGUGCAGCAAUGGUCAGUGGAUGUGACUCUGGACCCUGAUACAAGACAUCACAAUCUUGUUAUGUCUGAGGACGGGAAAAAAGUGAGAGAUGGAUACAGGCAACAUACUCUCCAACAUGACCCAGAAAGGUUUUGGAAUGUUCCCAGUGUCAUGGGAAAGGAGGGCUUCUCCUCAGGAAGAUUCUACUACGAGGUGCAGGUUGAGGGAAAAACAACUUGGUUUUUGGGACUCAUGAGAGAGUCCACAAACAGAGCCUUGCUAUUACGGUCCCCUGAUAAUGGAUUCUGGAUUGCACGACUCAUAGAUGAUCAGUUUUGUCCUAUUGGUGGCACUCGUGUCUGCCUUCAGAAGAAGCUCAGGAGAGUGGGGGUGUUUGUGGAUUAUGAGGAGGGUCAGGUCUCCUUUUAUGAUGUGGAGAACAAGUCUCAUAUCUUCUCUUUCAUUGGCGACACCUUCACUGAAAAACUCUAUCCAUACUUCAACCCUGGUCGUUAUGAUGAUGGUGGUGGUGACAACUCAGCCCCAUUGGUCAUCACUCCUGUCAAUCACACAGAUUGAUGAUGAAAUGGGAAAGCAUUCAUUUUCAGUAAGCACCGUGGAGAGGUGUAGUAGGCCUACUCGAGUCCUGGACUUUUCAUGACUCUUAAUUCAACCAGUGAGGGGACUUGAACUCAGACUCAACCACUAGUAACUUAAGCCUUGCUCACACUGCAGGCCUUCAUGCUCAAAUCAGUUUGGUUUUUCAAAUCCGUUUUGGAAUACUGACUGUCCAAAACAGGAAGUUACAAGUGACCAAAUCAAAUGUAUGUGUUCAGAAAGCAGUCAUUUGCUGUCAAGGCUACGCUAGUUGUCAUAGUAACGACAUGUGUGUGAGCAGUGGUGUAGGCUGAUUG
Messenger RNA from Coregonus clupeaformis (lake whitefish), 2173 nucleotides. RefSeq names its product E3 ubiquitin-protein ligase TRIM39-like. NCBI's taxonomy places the organism in Eukaryota, Metazoa, Chordata, Actinopteri, Salmoniformes, Salmonidae. The record is from RefSeq and is a predicted model, not a curated record. Gene Ontology annotation, molecular function: protein binding; zinc ion binding. Bases 183 to 1838 code for a protein of 551 amino acids. The transcript has a single exon.